Messenger RNA from Medioppia subpectinata, 528 nucleotides. The record is from the annotation of a GenBank genome assembly. Lineage: Eukaryota; Metazoa; Arthropoda; Arachnida; Sarcoptiformes; Oppiidae.
UGGAUAUGCUUAAGAGACACCAGUGCUCUAUUGAUCUCAAGCGCAACGUUCUGCUCAUCGGCACCACUGGAACCGAAACCUCAUUUCUCAACGAAAACGAAUUGCCAGAGUUUGCCAAACAUAGAGCAAUGGAAUCGUCCGCCGAAACCGAUGGCCAAUCGGAUCUCGACGAAGCCAUCAGGAGAUCCAUCACUGAUUCCCAGACGACGUCCUCUACCGGUGCUAAGAAAGUAGAAUAUCCCGAAUCUGAUAUCAAAGAGUUAAUGGCUUUGGGAUUCACUAGAAAUCAAGUGAUAGAAGAACUCAAUAAGUUUAAUGGCGACAAAAACUUAGCGAUGGCCGCACUCUUCGCUAAAUCCUUUUCAGUUCCCCAAUGAAAACAUAGUUUCUAUAAAAAUCUACAAUUUUUUUUAUAUAAAUUGAAGUGAAAACCGAUAACAAUACAGAAUUCAUAAUCAAUUUCGACACUCAUAUAAUAGUAUUUGAAAUUUUUAAUAAAUAAAAAGUUUAGAAUUUUAUAUUGAAAAA